Molecule: messenger RNA, 2913 nt
Organism: Metopolophium dirhodum (rose-grain aphid)
Lineage: Eukaryota; Metazoa; Arthropoda; Insecta; Hemiptera; Aphididae
Exons: 3
Molecular function (GO): oxidoreductase activity, acting on the CH-OH group of donors, NAD or NADP as acceptor
Source: RefSeq, a predicted model, not a curated record
UAUAUAAUAAAUUAUGUAUUCACACUUAUUCGUGUGCAACAGUGCGAAGUGCAUGAACUGUCAGACGUAUACGUCUGGGGCAAACAUUUCUUGGACAUAGCCGACGCUAAGAAAAAAACGAAAUUCGAACCGAGAAAAUAUGAAUCGCAGUGCACGGUGAAAACGCAGAAAGUUAUGGAUCUUUUGACUUCGAAUUGGAUCAGAAAUUUUUUUACGCCACAGUUUGAAGCAGUGCAGACCGUCAAGACCUACAAACAUUGCGUUAUAUCGGCGGUGUGCCAUCACAUAAUCGACUGGUGUCGGGGCACGGGCGACAGGACAGUGUGCAUGACGAUUGUCGUACACCGACCAGGGCACAUCAACGACGGCGUUUUCUCGUCAUAUCCGGUGGUCAUCAGCGAGUCCGGAAAAAUGUCCGUCCGCAACAUUGAAACGGAUUCACAACAAUUUGUAAAAUUGUACAGAUAUCUGGAAACUCAACAAAAAGAAAGGUGCUUUAUUCGCAACUACAUCAAGUACAAGGGUUGAAAACUACCUAACAUUAAAUACACAUAAUGUGUAAAUAUGACGAAUAUUGUAAUCUCGCGAAUUGUUCGUUAUAAUCGUUAAAAUAUAUUGUUGUAACUUUUGACGAAAAAAAAAAGAUAAAAUAUACAUAAUAUAUAAGAAGUUGAAUGAAAUAUACAAUAACAUAAAAAAAAAAAGUUUUACAUUGCUCUGAAUUCAAAAAUGGAUAAAGAUGAAUUUUUAAGGUCCCCACACCAAGUAACAAAAACGUCGUUUUCAAUCUCUUUGACAGUUAAAACUAAUACAUCUGAAAACAUUUUUUUUUUGAAAAUUGUUACUCGAUGGUGCCGUAAACUAUGUAGCUUAGUCUGGAAGUUCACUCGGAAAUCUUUCCACCACAAAAUUCACUAAAAGUAAAAUUUCUAUUAAAAAGCAACCAACAGGUAUGCCACCAAUACCUAAAUUCGAAAAAAGUAACAUUUUCCAAAUUUUUUUUGAGGCGUCAAAAUAAGCUCCAUCCUUUUAAAAACUAAGUAACAUAAACGUCGAUCUAAAAACGGUUUUAAAUCCCUUUGACAGUUAAAGCUAACAUAUUUGAAAAUUAACUGUACAAAACUAUCACAUUUAAACAAAAUUAAAAAAUACAAUAUUUUAUCUAUAGGUACAUACUUAAGUGUUUAUUUUAUAAGUAUAUAUAUUAUACGGUUAUUACCGCGGCGUGCGACGUAGACCUCCUGGAAGUUGCAACUGCAACCCUGGUACUACGACCAACACAGUAAAGUCCACCACUGAGUAGUCGUCGCACAACUUAAUAAGUAUAAGUUACACACCAUAGGCAGCCUAGCUAAUGAUCGGCGCUACCUUAUUAGUGAACCGAAAAAAACCCUAUACACCCAAAGUCGUAUUUUUUUAAGCCCCCCUUCACAAUUAAAUAUUUAUAUAAUUUAAAAAAAGUCUAAAUUAUCUAUUUACAAUAAUAAUAUACAGUAACUUCAGAAAUAUUAUUCAUCUACAGUCUUGGAUUACACCACCUAGCUACAAAUCAAAAAUAAUACAACAAUAAUAUCAAUAAUACCUAGAUGCGUGCCGUACCGUCAUCGUCAGUCUGAAGUCUUUAUAGUAGGUAUUUCCGAUUUCGGAAGUCAGGAAAGUAAGUAAAUGGUAAUUAUAACGAUACCCACAAAAAAAUCAAGUUUUAAAAAAUAAAUAAAUGUUGUAACCCUUCUCACUUAAAACUCGGUUGACCGGCACCUUUCAAAAGUUGCAGGGGCAGCCCAGGCACCCUUAGCUGCCACCGUAGACACGCCUAUGUUACAUUUUAUUCAGUAUAUAGAAAAUAUAAUGUACAUACGAUACACAACCCAAUCGUACAGAGAGAAUCUUGAACUUUAAACCAAUAAUAUUUUAUGCAUUUCAAUUAACUUAAUAGUGUGUACCAUAUACAUAUAUAAUAUAUCAUCGUUAUAUUUUAUAAUAGUAAAUUAUUUAUUAUUCAUCUAAUCAUUUAUAUUGAUAUUAAACUCAGUUUACAAUCGUAUAUAAAAAAAAAAUGUUUUAACCUAAUUAUAUAACUUAUCUUUGCAUUUAAGCACACCAUCUCAUAUCAGUUUGUAACUAAUUGUAACUAAUGGCCUUUGUUGUCGAUUUUAUUUAAAAGAUCAAUAAAAAAAAAAACUCAGUUUAAUCUUUAAUGAUUUAUUUAAACGUCUGAAAAAAAAUCAUGCAACAUCAUUAAAUACGCAUAGCUUGAAAAUAUUCAUAAUUAUAGAAUGAUUCCAAUAGAUUCAAUUAAUUAUUCGUUUCAGUGGUGGUCAAACAGUGGGUGGGGAAGGAUGAGAGGGAUAGAUCACUCAUUGACCAUUUUUUUUAUGAACAGGAUUGGUAAAUCGGGUUCAAAAUGACCUUUUCUUGGUUAAUUAUGGGUCCCGAUAUAACAGGCGAUUAUUAGUCCGGUAUGUUAUUACCCGGUAAUAAUAUAGGGGGUAAAUAUUGACUGUGACACCGGGUAUAAAAGGCUAGUAGGUGAGUUGAGUCACGGAAAAAAGGUUAGUCCGUUCAUCUCAUUUUUUAAUGUAUCAAAAUCUUUAUUAAAGGCAUAUUAUAUGUUAUAAUAAUGGUAAAAAUGGAGGCUACGGCCAAUUAACCUAAUUGAGAUUCCAUUGUUAAAGACGAAAAAUAUAAUACAUUUAAAAAGGAAUUUAUUUCACCAAAUAUAUUUUUUAUAGUAAUUUUAUGAACAUAAUAAGUCAGUGGCGUACUCAGGAAUUUUGUAUGGGGGGGGGGGGGGGGCUAAGUAUACAAAUACAAUAUGUUUUUUAUUUACACUAUUUAUUUUUUUUAUCAAUCUUGAUAAAAUUUUAAGGUCAACAUAGUCAAUGGGGGGCCCCCUUAGCCCCCCCUUGCUAC